AUGACCAAUCAGAUGGUCAUCACCUCUCUUCUCUCUGUCUCUCUAUCUCUCUAUUUUUCUUCUUCACUAUCCUCAUAUAAGAUCAUUAUCUAUGCUUGUUCUGAUCUAUCUAUCUAUCUAUCUAUCUAUCUAUCUAUCUAUCUAUCUAUCUAUCUAUCUAUGUCUGUUCUGAUCUAUAGUAUUUAUCCGAUUAUUUUGAUCAACAUCAAUUUACUUAUAUAUUUCCUUUUUUAUCAUUUCAUAUCUAUCUAUCUAUCUAUCUAUCUAUCUAUCUAUCUAUCUAUGUUCAUAUCUAUCUAUCAGUUUAUCUGUCUAUCACUGUUGAUAUCUCUCUCUAUCUAUCUAUUUAUGCAUCUUUUUCUUUCUUUCUUUCUUUCUUUCUUUCUUUCUUUCUUUCUGUCACUCUAUGUAUCUAUCUAUCUAUUGGCCUGUCUGUCUGUCUAUCUAUCCCAAGCUUUUCUCAUCACUAACAUUCUUAAAAUCAUUCAUAUCUAUUUUUGUAUCAAACUUAAUUUCUAUCUAUCUAUCUAUCUAUCUAUCUAUCUAUCUAUCUAUCUAUCUAUCUAUCUAUCUAUCUAUCUAAUCCGUCUAUCUAUCUAUCUAUCUAUCUAUCUAUCUAUCUAUCUAUCUAUCUAUCUAUCUAUCUAUUAUAUUAUCACUUCAUAUCUAUGUUUAUAUCUCUCUGCGUAUCUCAUUUUGUUUAUAUCUAUCAUCUAUCUAUCUAUCUAUCUAUUCUAUCUAUCUAUCUAUCUAUCUAUCUAUCUUCAUCUUUAA
Messenger RNA from Acanthosepion pharaonis, 774 nucleotides. Lineage: Eukaryota; Metazoa; Mollusca; Cephalopoda; Sepiida; Sepiidae. The record is from the annotation of a GenBank genome assembly.